Jaminaea rosea is the source of this 1626-nucleotide messenger RNA. RefSeq lists its product as hypothetical. Gene Ontology annotation, biological process: carbohydrate metabolic process. The record is from RefSeq and is a predicted model, not a curated record. The transcript is spliced from 3 exons. NCBI's taxonomy places the organism in Eukaryota, Fungi, Basidiomycota, Exobasidiomycetes, Microstromatales. Bases 1 to 1626 code for a protein of 541 amino acids. Gene Ontology annotation, molecular function: hydrolase activity, hydrolyzing O-glycosyl compounds.
AUGCCCGUCGUCAAGGCAGACAGCUACCUUCCCGUCAGCAACGACCGCUACGAUGCCAAGCCGGCCAGCUACACCAAGCGCAUUGCUCUCACCACGCCCGAGGAGUGGCUGGCCGAGUUCAAUUUUGACACGCAGCAGAAUGCCUACCACCAGUACGUCAACUUUGUCGAUGAAGAGCAGGCCAAGCAAUUGGGCAUGAUCGGAGCUGGCACUGGCGGCAAGGGCUUCCGAUGGGGCUUUGACGUAGGCCAAAGCUCAAGCUCUGGCAAGCGCUCCCUCUCCUCAAAUGCUACCAACAACGAAGGCGAGCUCCAUCGUCGCGCCUUCAAGCGCAACUCACUGCGCUUCAAAUCCAAGAACUGGUACAAGGACGGAGUCUACAUCUUCUCGAUCAACAAGGUCCCCGUCGGUUGCUCUGUUUGGUCGUCCAUCUUCACCCAAUCGUCCGACGAGGGUGCCAAGUGGCGCAGCGAGAUUGACAUCUUCGAGUAUGCUAAUGGCUACAACCGCCCCAAUGCCAUUGUGCUUCACUCGCAAGGUGUGUGCACCAAGUCCGAGGAGGAGGUCAGCAGCCUCGUUGACGGCGAUGCGCUCAUGACUACGUGUACCAAGCGCAUCGGCGUCAGUGGGCGACGUGGUUGCGGAAUCUACAUGGACCACAGCGGCAAUCCGAACGCGGCGAGCAUCCCGGAGAUGAUGAACAAGCAACCGACGAUCAUCGCAGUUGAGCGCAGCCAGGCAGCCGUCAACGCUUGGUUCUGGACCAAAGCCGAGGCACCAACUGUGCUGCAAGAUGUGGCCUCCCAAACGUCGAUCAACACAGGCUCUUUUGGCAAAGCCACCCUCUCGCUACCUCCCUUCCGUGCCUGCACCGACUCCAAACAGCUCGACACUGAGCACGUCAUCGUCAUGAUGCUCGACCAGUGCGCUGGGCUGCCCGAGUUCUAUUGGGCCAAGGACAGCUGCAACAAGAAGACGGGCAUGAGCUGUCCUGCGUACCACAAUACGGGGGCGGCUACGAAGGAGUUGCUGGAGAAUGGCGGAGGGCACUUCGACUUUGAGAGCUUCGUCUUCUUUGCGCCUGCAGGUCAGACGGGUGGACCCCAGUCCAACAGCCCAGAGUCGACGACCUCGAGCUCCUCGUCCACCUCGAGCAAUCCUUCGACUUCCGGCGACACCGACCACGGCAGUGGCAGUGGCAGUGGCAGCAAAGUCAAGGUCUCCUUGUCGUCGGGCAGCCCAGUCUCGAGCGAGAGCACGGAGAAUCAGCACAGCUUCGUUGCCGGCAAGGCCAAGACCCACGGGCACAAGAUUGUCUCCUCCUCCUCGUCCUCUCACCAAUUCAAGGCAGCUGCGCCUGCUGCUUAUCACCACGGCCACGCCAAGUCCCACUCGCAUCCACACGUCAACCAUGCAAAGGCGUACGGCCACUUUCACACGCACCAUCGCCCUUCCUUGCCCCGUGAUAAUGAGCAGGACAAUGAGGUCGACGCUCGCGUAAAUGAUGACGGCCGCAACGAGAAGCGCGACACGAAGUUUGCGAAAUUCGGCGGUGAUGAGCUCGAUGCGGGACGAGCUUCCGGAAGGGGCUUCUUCGACCAUCUCUGGCCUCAUGCUGAAUUUUAG